CUGUCAAUAUCAACCUGUGUAUAAUGUAUGCAUCGUAUCAUGCAGGCAUCUCAGGGCAGACAAUGUCACACGUGCCUGAGCCAGGACUCCAGAGGCAGGCGUGGCAGGCACCUUUUCGCAGGCAUAGGGGUGUUUGGGGAUCUCUUUCUGUUGCAGUGCGUCCGUUAUACGUAGAGCCACCACACUGAAGAAACCAAAAGAAGAAAGUUCAAGGGGUGAAGCAGAGAGACAGACACAGAGAGAAGAGUGGUCGUUGUUGGUUUUUGUUUUUUUGCUGUUGUCUCUCGAGCACACAAUCUAGAAACCCCCAAUCUGCAACUCUCCAUUGUCAUGCUCCUACAACUCCAAGCAAUACUGGGACAGAAGAAGGAAUACAUGACACCUAUCCGCGAGGUAAGCUAUGUAUAAUGUAGGUACGGAUAUUUCGUACAGACACCACACAGCCGUGACAGCCCACUGUCAACGGGACGUGGACAUGCGAAAAGAAGAUGAACAAAGGGCCCCAUCCCCCUUCUGUGGCUGCGUGGCACAAACAGUGGAACCCUUCAUCACUCAAACCCCCUCCACGAGUCCACAGUCCACUCCAUAUAAUCCUGUCUGCUGCUGGGGUCAUCUCCCGGCGGCGGAGCAAGGGACUCAAAGUCUCAUGGGAAUAAGACGUGGGGUGGCUCUGGUUUCCGCCAGGAACACAAGCCUGCUGACUGGCCACUGGCCGCCCACUGGGGUUGGCCAGGGGCUUCGGUACCUUCUUGGUGCCAUUGUGUUAGGUAUUUUCCUGCCGAUUCAGAGUGACAGAGUACUCCGUGCUCGAUCCAGGGGAUGGACGACGUGGUUAGUACGGAUACCUAUACUUCCAACAUCCAAGUCGAUGGACAGCAGUGCAACAAGAGACAGGCCGGGACAUGCUGGGCAGGCAACUUGUGCAUCAGGCUUCAGCACAAGUACCUCCGGAACCGUACACAGCCAAAGAAUGUUGCUGACCAGCGGUGCUAUGUAGGCCCGCUGAGCGUUGCAUAUAUUUGAUGAGAAUCGCCGCCGCUCGUUCCAUGGGCCCGAUUUCGAUUGCCCGCAUCGAAAUUGCAAUUCGUAUUGUCGACAACGUCGAAUUUCCAGACUGAUGAGGUGAAGUGAGGUGGGCCA
Messenger RNA from Colletotrichum phormii, 1140 nucleotides. RefSeq lists its product as uncharacterized. Lineage: Eukaryota; Fungi; Ascomycota; Sordariomycetes; Glomerellales; Glomerellaceae. The coding region runs from base 401 to 997 and encodes 198 amino acids. The transcript has a single exon. The record is from RefSeq and is a predicted model, not a curated record.